CUCAACAUCACCAAAAAAAAAAAAAGCGCAGAGGAGAGAUUUCUGGAGUCGCGAGCUGAAUUGGUUUCUAAAUAUUCAACUGGAACAGAAGCUGUGCAAUGGGGCCCUUACUAUGGGAAGGGCGCCUGUCAUGUUUUCUUCUCCAUGCUUCUGUUCUCCUGCUGCUCAGCAACGGGGAGCGGAUGUGCCCAGGGAGUUGCCGCUGCGAGGGCAAGAUUGUUUACUGUGAGUCUGGCGCCUUUCAAGACGUCCCAGAGAACAUCUCCCUGGGGUGCCAGGGUCUAUCCCUGCGGUACAACAGCCUCCUGGAGUUGCUACCCUAUCAAUUUGCUCACCUCAACCAGCUGGUGUGGCUCUACCUGGACCACAAUUCCAUCAGUAUAGUGGAAAGACUGGCCUUCCAGGGGCUUCGUCGGCUAAAGGAACUAAUUUUGAGCUCUAACAAGAUCAUGCAGUUGCAAAACAACACCUUUGAGACUGUUCCAAACUUGCGAAACCUCGACCUGUCCUACAAUCAGUUGCAGGACUUGAGGCCGGGGCAUUUUCACGGGCUUCGCAAACUUCAGAACCUUCACCUCCGAUCCAACAAUAUCAAAAGCAUUCCUGUCCGUACCUUUAUGGAAUGUAGGAGCCUUGAGUUUCUAGAUUUGGGUUACAAUCGUCUACGGACCAUAACUCGUACGACCUUUCUGGGACUGCUCAGGGUGACUGAAUUGCACCUUGAACACAAUCAAUUUUCCCGGAUUAACUUUUUCCUUUUUCCACGCCUCUUAAACCUCCAGGCUCUUUAUCUGCAAUGGAAUCGCAUACGUUCAAUUGUCCAGGGAUCACCUUGGACUUGGCACACCUUGCAGAAAUUGGAUCUAUCAGGCAAUGAGAUUCAAGUUUUAGAUCCUGCCAUUUUUAGGUGCUUGCCCAACUUGCACACUCUCAAUUUAGAGUCUAACAAGAUCAGCAAUGUGUCCCAGGAAGUGGUAUCAUCAUGGAUCUCCAUUAGCACAAUCAACCUGGCAGGAAAUGUAUGGGACUGCAGCUCAAGUAUCUGCCCUCUGGUGUCUUGGCUGAGAAACUUCAGGGGUACAAGAGAUGCCAGCAUUAUAUGCAGCACUCCUAAAUCCCUUCAGGGAGAAAAAGUCAUGGACACUGUCAAGAACAAAUCAGUAUGCGAGGAGAUAUUCACUGUGGAACCAACCGCAGAUCUAACUUUUCUUUUGACUACCACUAUGACAACUCUCUAUGUGACAAUGCCACCUACAACAACCUCUACAACAACCCCAUCCACCACAAUUAGACAACUUUCCCAAGUCACCCAAGUACAAAGACACACCCCGAAGAUUUUAUUCACCGAUCAGUUCGACAAAGAAUUACUCCCACCCAUUCCAACACCCAGCCGCUUACCGUUCACUCCAGAACCAGAGUUUGAGCACAUGACCUUCCACAAGAUCAUCGCCGGCAGCGUUGCACUAUUCCUCUCGGUGUCAUUGAUCCUGUUGGUGAUUUAUGUGUCGUGGCGUCGCUACCCCAACAGCAUGAGCCAACUCCAACAGCACUCCAUCCGACGCAAAUGCAGGAAAAAGACUCAAGAGCCCGAGCACAACAUCAACUCCCAACUUCAAGAGUAUUAUCUGAGCUACAACCAUGCCAAUGCAGAGACCAUGGACUCUUUGGUUAACGGGGCAUGCACCUGCACCAUCUCGGGCUCCAGAGAGUGCGAGGUAUGACCUACCGCUAACAAAACGCAUUCUCUGCACCGGGGAGUCAGAGAAUGCAUUCACAUUCCCCCGACCGCUACCAGGGGCCUGGCUGGGAGACAUACCUACAAUUCACUGAGGACCAGCUUAAAUAAAGGCCUUCCUGG
Xyrauchen texanus (razorback sucker) is the source of this 1858-nucleotide messenger RNA. RefSeq names its product leucine rich repeat transmembrane neuronal 4 like 2 (gene lrrtm4l2). Gene Ontology annotation, molecular function: protein binding. The record is from RefSeq and is a predicted model, not a curated record. The transcript is spliced from 3 exons. The coding region runs from base 99 to 1721 and encodes 540 amino acids. Lineage: Eukaryota; Metazoa; Chordata; Actinopteri; Cypriniformes; Catostomidae.